This is a messenger RNA of Psammomys obesus (fat sand rat), 1527 nucleotides long. RefSeq names its product polyamine-transporting ATPase 13A2-like. The record is from RefSeq and is a predicted model, not a curated record. Gene Ontology annotation, molecular function: ATP binding; P-type transmembrane transporter activity; ATP hydrolysis activity. Gene Ontology annotation, cellular component: membrane. Gene Ontology annotation, biological process: regulation of mitochondrion organization; intracellular calcium ion homeostasis; regulation of autophagosome size. NCBI's taxonomy places the organism in Eukaryota, Metazoa, Chordata, Mammalia, Rodentia, Muridae.
AUGAGCGCAGACAGCAGCCUGCUCCUGGGCAGCACGCCCCCCAGCUAUGGGACCCUGAUGACAGGGACAUCAAUCGAUCCCCACAGCUCCUCAGUUUCAUUCGUGAAGCUCAGCGGCUACUGUGGCAGUCCAUGGAGGGCCAUCGGCUAUCACGCCGCGGUCUGGAUGCUGGCCGGGAUCCCUUGGCUGCUAUUCCGCUGGAAGCCCUCGUGGGGCGUGCGCCUGCGCCUGAGGCCAUGCAGCCUGGCCCACGCCGAAACACUCGUUAUAGAAAUAAAAGACAAAGAGGGUAGCUCCCGGCAGCUCUUCACAGUCCAGGUGCAGACUGCGGCUGUUGGCGGGGGCAGCCUGGAGCUGCCUCCACAGGCCCAGGGAGAGGAUGGCCGGAGCCAGGCGGCUGUGGGAGUGGUACCAGAGGGCACAUGGGAAGACACCACCCAGCUCUACAGGCAGAAGGAGACAAAGCAGGUGCUGCGCUAUUACCUCCUCCAAGGCCAACGCUAUGUCUGGAUGGAGACCCAGCAAGCCUUCUGCCAAGUCAGCCUGCUGGACCACGGCCGCACCUGUGAUGAUAUCCACUGCUCCCGCUCCGGCCUCAGCCUUCAGGACCAAGCUAUGAGGAAGACUGUUUACGGCCCCAACGUGAUCAGCAUUCCUGUCAAGUCCUACCUGCAGCUACUAGUGGAUGAGGCACUGAACCCCUACUACGGCUUCCAAGCCUUCAGCAUCGCGCUGUGGCUGGCCGACCACUACUACUGGUAUGCCCUCUGCAUCUUCCUCAUCUCCGCCAUCUCUAUCUGCCUGGCUCUGUACAAAACCAGAAAGCAAAGCGUGACUCUGAGAGACAUGGUCAAGCUGUCCGUGCGGGUGCAGGUGUGCCGGCCUGGAGGAGAGGAAGAGUGGGUGGACUCCAGUGAGCUGGUGCCCGGAGACUGCCUGGUGCUGCCCCAGGAGGGCGGGGUGAUGCCAUGCGAUGCCGUGCUGGUGGCUGGCGAGUGUCUGGUCAAUGAGAGCUCCCUGACAGGGGAGAGCAUCCCAGUGCUGAAGACAGCCCUGCCAGAGGGGCCCAAGCCCUACUGCCCAGAGACCCAUCGGCGGCACACAGUCUUCUGUGGGACCCUCGUUCUGCAGGCCCGCGCCUACCUGGGGCCCCGGGUCCUAGCAGUGGUGACCCGGACAGGGUUCUGCACAGCCAAAGGGGGUCUGGUGAGCUCUAUCCUGCACCCCAGACCGAUCAGCUUCAAGUUCUACAAACACAGCAUGAAGUUUGUGGCAGCUUUGUCUGUGCUGGCUCUGCUUGGCACCAUCUACAGCGUCAUCAUUCUCUACCGCAACCGGGUGCCUGUGAACGAGAUCGUGAUCCGAGCCCUGGACUUGGUGACAGUGGUGGUGCCGCCCGCACUGCCAGCCGCCAUGACCGUGUGCACGCUCUACGCCCAGAGUCGGCUGCGGGCACAGGGCAUCUUCUGCAUCCAUCCGCUGCGCAUCAACCUGGGAGGCAAGCUGCGGCUCGUGUGCUUCGACAAG